This is a messenger RNA of Sitophilus oryzae (rice weevil), 1940 nucleotides long. It is a transcript of the gene Tfb1, whose product is annotated as general transcription factor IIH subunit 1. The coding region runs from base 149 to 1792 and encodes 547 amino acids. Gene Ontology annotation, cellular component: transcription factor TFIIH holo complex; transcription factor TFIIH core complex. The transcript has 8 exons. Gene Ontology annotation, biological process: nucleotide-excision repair; transcription by RNA polymerase II; transcription by RNA polymerase I. The record is from RefSeq and is a predicted model, not a curated record. NCBI's taxonomy places the organism in Eukaryota, Metazoa, Arthropoda, Insecta, Coleoptera, Curculionidae.
AAAUGUCAGAAAUGACAGUGACAGAGACAGAAAUACCAAAAAGGUGGGGUUAUGUGUAAAGUAAAUAAAUUUCUUUUAUUUUAAAACAAUGAAACCCAAUUUUUUGAUACUUAAUUAUUGUUUUAUUUAAUACUAAAAAGUGUGGAGUAUGUCUACUUCAAGUGAAGAUGUUUUGCUGCAAGUGCCCAAUGUGAGAUAUAAGAAAGGAGAUGGUACAUUAUUUCUUAUGGACCAACGUUUGAUAUGGAUGGUAGAAAACAGAGAUACUGUUGCUGUUUCUCAUCCAUACGCUGAUAUUAAAUCUCAAAAAAUUUCACCUGAAGGCAAAGCAAAAGUUCAACUACAGGUUGUUCUUCACAGUGGAGUUUCUUCUACGUUUCAUUUUACCAAUAAAAAUGGCAUACAAACACAAAUUGCUGACAGGGAUCGUGUUAAGGAGAUGUUACAGACUUUGUUGCCAAAGUUUAAAAGAAAGGUUGAUAAGGAAUUAGAAGAGAAAAAUCGUUUACUAUCAACGAACCCUACUCUUUUACAAUUAUACAAAGAUCUGGUAAUGACGGAAGUAGUUUCAUCAGAAGAAUUUUGGUCUCAACACGCUGUCAAAUAUACUCAGAAAAGGAAACAGCAACCUCAAGAAAUAGGUGUAUCGGGAGCUUUCUUAGCAGAUAUUAAGCCUCAAACUGACGGAUGCAAUGGCUUAAAGUACAAUAUUACAGCCGAUAUUAUAGAGUGUAUUUUUAAGACAUAUCCAGUUGUAAAGAAGAAAUAUAUUGAAAAUGUCCCAUCAAAAUUGACUGAGGCACAGUUUUGGACUAAGUUUUUUCAAUCUCAUUAUUUUCACAGAGAUCGAAAAUAUGCAGAGAGCAAAGAUUUGUUUACAGAUUGUGGAAAAAUUGAUGAUCAAGAAAUGAAAAAAGAUAUCCAAAAUGGCGUGAAAGAUCCAUUAGUUAAUUUGACAGAAUUUGAAGAUAAAUCUUUAGAUGAAGGAUAUGGAACAAACAGUGACAAACCAUCGGGAAAUGUGGGUACCGUUAGUCAGGCUAUGAUAAAGAGAUUCAACCAACAUUCGAUUAUGGUACUAAAAGCUACUAAAAGUAAACCAGCAGCACAAGCAAACGAAAAUCAAAAAUCGGAAACCAGUAAUGACACACAAGCUGAAGGCCAUAUUAACAAGAAACAGAAGAUAUUAGAGAAAAUUACUUACGAUGAUUUAGAAAGCAACGAGAGUGAGCAAAAUGGCGGCAUACAUUUGAGUUUGUCAAAAGUUGAAAGGUACCUACAUGGUCCAAUGCCGGACUCUGUAACUGAACAUAUCAAUCAAAAUCAGGCUGCCCAUAUUAUGCGAAAUGUGUUGCAAGAAACAAGACAGUGGCAGAGCAGACUUCACAAUCCGAACCAUGCACUGGUAACGCCAUCCGCCGCGAUUGUGGCUUUAGGGGAGUUGUCACCAGGGGGCGCUUUGAUGAAGGGAUUCCAGGAACAAUCAUUGGCACAACUAGUUCCUUCAGACAUUGAACAAGAAGUCAGAAAUUUAUAUUUAGCUCUCUGCGAGUUGCUGGGUCAUUUUUGGAAAUGUUUUCCCCCAAAUCCUCAGUCAGACCAGAAAAUUGUUAAAAUGCACGAAGCACUGCAACGAUUCCAAUCUGCAAAACUUAAACCAUUUGAGGACAAAUUAAUUAGAGAACUGACUCCACUGUCUCAAUACUUAACGAAACAUUUGAAUCAGCUUCUAAACGCGGCAUAUCAAAAGUUCAACAAUUGGCAUAAAAUUCGGGCCAAUCUGCGAGCCUAAUAUAUAGAUAUAGUUUUAGUUUUUGGAAAUUGUAGCAAUAAUUAUUGUACGUUUUUAUUGAAUCCGUUUUUGUGAUACCGAUCCUUUACUUUUGUAUUUAUUUGUGCCUUUUUAGUAACUUAAGUUAAAUAUAUGUUUAUAUAAAUUA